UCCUUUUAUCCAGCGACCGCAGCCACAACUGUGAGCGGAAAGCGCGGCGGAACGCUUGGGCCCCGGGUUCCCGUUUCCUCACGCGCCCCGAGCCGCUUUGGGCGGCGGACCGGGAGACCCGGAGCGUUCGGGAGGGCGGACCGCAGAGGUUGUCUGAAGGCCGAGGCCGAGAUGGCGGCCCUGCCAGCUCCCGGCCUGCUCCGUGCCCGGAUCCUGGGUCUGCGGCCCAGCUUGGGUGCAGCUGCGCAGGUGCGGGGCAUCCAUCAGAGCGUGACGUCCGGUGGCCCCAGCAGCACCCAGCCCGCUGUGCCCCAGGCCCGGGCUGUGGCCCCCAGGCCCAGCACACAGCCCAGCAGCCGGGCCGAGUAUGUGGUGGCCAAGCUGGAUGACCUCAUCAACUGGGCCCGCCGGUCGCAGGUGCUGAAGCCGCUGGUCCUCGUCAGUGAUGAGCCCAAAGCCUCGCCCCGCGGCCGGCCUGGCAGUCCCGCCCCCGCGGCCAGCACGUCUGGGCCAGCGCAGUGCUUGGGCCAGCUCAACAAGCCCCCACUGACUGUGCGUCUCCACUCUGUCUUUCUGGGCCACGGACGCUGCCAGGGGCAUGUCCUGCCAAGCGGCUGUGGGGUGCUUGUAAUUGGGGCCCAGAACAUGGUCAGGUCUGAGCCGCAGGCACUGCUCAGGUCCUCACGCGCCUUCUCCCGCAGCUGUGCCAACGGCGGCGGCUACUACCACUACUCCUACUCGGUCGUGAGGGGCUGUGACCGCAUCGUGCCCGUGGACAUCUACGUCCCAGGCUGCCCGCCCACGGCCGAGGCCCUGCUGUAUGGCAUCCUGCAGCUGCAGAGGAAGAUCAAGCGGGAGCAGAGGCUGCAGGUCUGGUACCGCCGGUAGCCGAGUCCAGCCGGAGCUGAGGCCGCGUCCGUCCCCCCCCAGAGUCAAUAAACCUGCCUGGCCCUGCCUGCUGCCCGCUGCCCUGGGCUGGGGUGGCCUCUGGCCUGUGCAUGGCAUGGUCAGGUGCCCCCCAGCCUAUGUCCACACCGUGGGGACAGGGCGACUUUGUGGUGGGUUGGGGAGCCACGUGUCUUGCCUGCUGCCUAGGACGGGACCCUCACCUGGCCCAGGUGAGCCCCUUUGGGGGCCGCUGGCCCUGGCUCCACCUCCCGCAGCCUGAUACCCUGAGGCAAGCCCUGAACCCGCUGGAGUCUGUGGCCUCUUCGAGAACAUGUAUUCAUUCAACAAA
This is a messenger RNA of Carlito syrichta (Philippine tarsier), 1237 nucleotides long. RefSeq names its product NADH:ubiquinone oxidoreductase core subunit S7 (gene NDUFS7). The coding region runs from base 172 to 888 and encodes 238 amino acids. Gene Ontology annotation, molecular function: quinone binding; 4 iron, 4 sulfur cluster binding; NADH dehydrogenase (ubiquinone) activity. NCBI's taxonomy places the organism in Eukaryota, Metazoa, Chordata, Mammalia, Primates, Tarsiidae. The record is from RefSeq and is a predicted model, not a curated record. Gene Ontology annotation, biological process: electron transport coupled proton transport; aerobic respiration; mitochondrial respiratory chain complex I assembly. The transcript is spliced from 7 exons.